This is a messenger RNA of Scedosporium apiospermum, 2295 nucleotides long. RefSeq names its product MFS1 family protein. Bases 1 to 2295 code for a protein of 764 amino acids. Gene Ontology annotation, molecular function: transmembrane transporter activity. The record is from RefSeq and is a predicted model, not a curated record. Gene Ontology annotation, biological process: transmembrane transport. Lineage: Eukaryota; Fungi; Ascomycota; Sordariomycetes; Microascales; Microascaceae. The transcript has 3 exons.
AUGGACUUUUUCAAAAGACGAGGCCGCAGGACACCGGAGGAUGCGAAAGAGGUCAGUCCGGGCGGACCGCCAAAAUGGAGCAUGGGCGUCCUGAACGACAAACACACCGUCGAAGUACCUGGCUCUGUGCUUCUUUUGGCCAAGGAUCGCAACGAACCUCUCGGUUUGCACCAUGCGCCGGCAAGGACCUCGCAUUCCUCAUUGCCCACGAGCCAGCCCUUCAGUCGUCCGGAAACGCCCCGGCCGGCAAGCUCGGUGUCGAGAGCUCCCCGACCUGUCGACACCGUCAAGAAGACUCAGGACGGCAAGAUUAUUCUAGAGCCCCAGCCUGAGGAUUCCGCCAAUGACCCGCUCAAUUGGCCCACUUGGAGGCGCGAUGCCGCCCUGCUAUCUCUGGGCUUUUACUGCAUGGUCGGGGGCGGUAUGACACCCAUCCUUGCUGCGGGUUUCGCCGACGUUGGACAUGACUAUGGUGUCGAAGUCGAGGAAGUCGCCCUUACUACCGGCUUGUAUAUGAUGGGCCUCGGUGUUGGCUCCGUCAUCGCCUCCCCGACCGCUAUCCUCUUUGGUAAAAGGCCAGUGUAUCUCGUCAGCGCAUUCAUCUUCAUCGCAUCGUGCGUUUGGUGCGCCCUGUCUCCCUCUUUCGAAUCUCUGGUCGUCGCUCGAAUCUUCCAGGGAAUAGCUGUCAGCCCCGUCGAAUGCUUGCCGUCCGCAACCAUUGCCGAGAUUUUCUUCCUACACGAGCGCGCAUUUCGCAUUGGAAUUUACACCCUGCUCCUUCUGGGUGGUAAGAAUCUCGUUCCCCUCGUUUCCGCCCUUGUUAUUCAAAACCUAGGCUGGAGAUGGGUAUUCUGGGUCGUGGCCAUCAUUGCCGCAUUUUGGGUGUUUAUGCUCUUCUUCUUCGUCCCUGAAACCUUUUGGGAUAGAACCCCUGUCCCGAAGUCUCAGGCACCCUCUCGGCGACCUAGCUUCAUCCGUCGCCUCUCUUCGCGCUUCGGUGAGCAUCACCACCAUCCACCACUAGUCGAGCCUACCUUCGACCCCGUCGUCGAGAAGGAAAUCCCGUCUUCGCAAUCCCCGGCCCCCGAGCGUCCAACCAGUCCCCGUGUGGAGUUCGUCGAAAAUUCUAUUCCCACUAGCCAUGACCUCUCCGCGCCCGAAUCGAGUCACAGGCACCGCCCUCAAGUUAACUUUGCCGUCGGUGAGAGCAACUCUGACAGCAACCGCACAUCGGGAGAGCACGAGAAGCCCAAGCAACCGCUAGACUCUGAGAUCGAGAAAACCCCACAGAGUGAGACUGCCUCGGCCCUCCCUCCUUCUCACGAUCUAUCCAUAGAACGUGAUUCGAGGCUGAAAGCGCCCACGCCAGGGGACCUGCGUAGCAAGUCACCGGCUAUCUCGGCGCUGUCUGGUAGUGAGGUGCGGGAAUCCACCAGAGCCUCUACCUCGGCAACACCUGACCUGGAGAAGCUGCCCACGCCGAACAGAGGCCGGACCGCUGUGCCGUACACUUCCACCCUCCGCGACCAGCCCGCACGUACGUUUGUCCAGCAGCUAAAGCCGUACUAUGGACGGCUCAGCGACGAUUCGUGGCUCAAGGUCAUGAUUAGGCCUUUUAUCCUGUUGUCGUAUCCCGCGAUUUUGUGGUCUUCGGCUGUGUACUCGUGCUCCAUCGGUUGGCUUAUCGUGAUUUCCGAGUCCAUGGCAAUGAUUUACCAAGAUCGCAAUUCCUAUAAUUUCGACGCUCUUCAGACCGGUUUGGUCUACCUCUCCCCCUUCGUCGGCGGUCUCCUCGGAACAGCAGUAGCCGGCAAGGUGUCGGAUAUCAUCGUCAAGGCCAUGGCUCGUCGCAACGGCGGCCUCUACGAGCCCGAAUUCCGACUCGUGAUGGCCAUCCCCAUCCUGAUCACCACGGUUAUCGGUCUCAUGGGCUUCGGCUGGUCGGCGCAAGAGAGGGAUCACUGGAUCGUGCCGACCAUCUUUUUCGGAAUCAUCUCCUUCGGGUGCUCUCUCGGGUCCACAACCUCGAUCACUUUCUGUGUCGACAGCUACCGGCAGUACGCUGGCGAGGCUCUCGUUACCCUCAACUUUUGCAAGAACGUUCUUCACGGUUUGGUGUUCAGUCUGUUCUUUACUCACUGGCUUUCCAGUGACGGUUCUAGGAUGGUGUACAUCUGGACUGGUAUCAUCCAGUUGAUUAUUAUGCUGACGACGAUCCCGCUAUUUAUUUAUGGAAAGAGGCUUCGCAUGUGGACUGUUAGGAAGAAUAUCGUAGAGAAGGUUCUGAAGUCAUGA